Molecule: messenger RNA, 945 nt
Organism: Penicillium salamii
Lineage: Eukaryota; Fungi; Ascomycota; Eurotiomycetes; Eurotiales; Aspergillaceae
Source: the annotation of a GenBank genome assembly
AUGGCUGAUGAAUCACCAGCGCAGCGAUCUGCUCGCCUGCGCCGCGAACGCCGCGAGGCCAAAAUCAAGGAAGGAGGCUCAGCGCGCCUGGACAAGAUCACCAGUCUGAGUGGACGCACACCACAAGCAGAACGCGGGGAAGCUUCUCCCUCACCCCAACCGCCAACACCACAACAACAACUUCGCGCCUCACCAGCCCCGCAGCCAGACAUGGAAUCCCCAGAAGCCAUUCGGGCCCAGCAAGAAGCCUUCUUUUCGAUGCUCCGACAGUCCGCCCCAAACCCAAGCCAAGGAGUGCACGCAGACCCUCAAGCCCCGAAUUCCAUGCAAGCGCAGCAGGACCUGUUCCGAGCCAUGUUGAGACAAUCCGCACCCGAACAAGGUGCCGGAGAGGGUGCAGGUCCAGACGAGGAAGAUCCUACAAUCAAGCUCUUGAAUUCCCUGAUGGGCGCCAUUCCAGGUGGUGACCCCAGUGCCAUGGGAGCAGGAGCACCAUCAGCCCCAGGCGCAGGCGCCCCCGGUCUCGGCUCCUCGCUCCCAGCCAUCGCUACGAUGCUUGGCGUGCCACCCUUUCUGGCCAAUAUGCUUGGUGGACUUGGUGGACCUGCACCGACGGAAGCUGAGCAGAAGCGGGCGACAGUGUGGAAGACGUUGCAUACCAUCUUCGCGCUAGCGGUUGCUGGGUAUUUGCUGUUCAUUAUUGGGUCUUCGGUUGCGCUGUUCGGCAGUUCGCCGCCUCCACCUGCCACUGCGCAGAGUCCUUUUGCUAUCUUCGUCACCGGAGAGUUGCUUUUGACAGGGGGGAAGGUGUUGUUUGGUGGCAAGUCCGGGAUGGGAAUGGCGGUACAGUUGUUCCGGGAUGUGGUGAGAGAUGGUAGUAUUGUGCUUUUUAUGUUGGGAAUGGGGACCUGGUAUAAUCGGGAAUGGCAGGGCGUGGAACAAUAG